Medioppia subpectinata is the source of this 247-nucleotide messenger RNA. Lineage: Eukaryota; Metazoa; Arthropoda; Arachnida; Sarcoptiformes; Oppiidae. The record is from the annotation of a GenBank genome assembly.
GCCACACGAAGACGUGAUGGACGUCCUGUUGGGCGACGAGUGUCAGGACAUUACUCACGAGGAAGAGAGCGUAUUGUUGCAGAUGAACGACACGUCUUCGCCGCUGCGGAAGACAGUGGUGGAGACGACGGCGGGAACUGAUGGCCCGAUGGCUCGCAAACUCAUUGUCUACGAUCUGAACGACUCGCAGGACUCGUCUCAAGACGCGGACGAAGACAACGCCAGAGAUAAGUUCCGUACGGAGAGG